UUGCUCUGCUUGUCAAUUGAACACAGAAGCUACUCAACAGGAAAAUCCGAUUAUAUACUGGAAACCGUUGUUAAACGAUCCGGCAGCCACCAGCUCUAUCCCGGCAAUGUCGGCGAUGAAACUAUCUCAGCCACCGCCUUCUGCCGCAGUAUGCACUCUCCGAAGCUCUCUUCUCACUCUCCUAUUGUAACCCUCGUCUCAUUCACUUACCUGUCCCUUAAACCCCUGCACUCCCCUUCUCUCCGAUCAUCCCCCUCUGCUACACCAUCCCCUCUCACAGUGCAACGCCUUCUGCCCAAGGUUGUUGGAGAUGCAGGCGUGGAUCAUGCCGAGAAAGUGUUCGUGCCAGAAAAGGAAGGCCGAGACCCGAGUGAUGACGCGGAAGACGACAUUUACCAUCUGCCCAAGGUGUUCAGGUUGAAUUAUGAGGAGAUGAUGAGGCAAAUUAAGGUGUACAUAUACUCUGAUGGAGAUCCGAAUACUUAUUACCAGACGCCGCGAAAGCUUACCGGUAAAUACGCCAGCGAAGGAUACGUUUUUCAGAAUCUGAGGGAGAGUAACUUCACAACGGAUGAUCCGGAUCGGGCGGAUUUGUUCUUUAUCCCAAUCUCUUGUCAUAAGAUGCGAGGCAAGAUUAGGGUCAUACUGGCGCAAGUAUGGGAAAAUGAUACUGAACUUGAUAUUUCAAAUAAUAGAAUUAACAGGGCAACUGGACAUUUGGUGUAUCAGAAGAGAUUUUACAGAACAAAAUUUUGCAUUUGCCCUGGUGGCUCUCAAGUCAAUAGUGCUCGUGUAGCUGACUCUAUUCAUUAUGGAUGCAUACCUGUGAUACUCUCUAAUUACUAUGACUUGCCUUUCAAUGACAUUUUGAACUGGCACAAGUUCUCAGUAGUCCUAAAGGAGAAAGAUGUCUACCAACUGAAGCAAAUUCUUAAGAACAUUACACAAGAAGAAUUUGUCAUGCUGCACAACAAUUUGGUGAAGGUGCAGAAGCACUUCCAGUGGAACACACCUCCCCAGGAUCACGAUGCAUUCCAUAUGGUCAUGUAUGAACUUUGGUUACGCCAUCACGUGAUCAAACUUGACCACUGGGCUGCUCUGGCCCAUGAAUCCGCCUGUUCCGGCUCGUUGACCUAA
Striga asiatica is the source of this 1137-nucleotide messenger RNA. NCBI's taxonomy places the organism in Eukaryota, Viridiplantae, Streptophyta, Magnoliopsida, Lamiales, Orobanchaceae. The record is from the annotation of a GenBank genome assembly.